Molecule: messenger RNA, 1611 nt
Organism: Paracoccidioides brasiliensis Pb18
Product: threonine synthase
Exons: 3
Coding region: 1-1611 (536 amino acids)
Biological process (GO): L-threonine biosynthetic process
Molecular function (GO): threonine synthase activity; pyridoxal phosphate binding
Source: RefSeq, a predicted model, not a curated record
AUGUCCAGCACCGAUUCGCAGAGAUAUCUUAGUACGCGGGGUACAUCGUACGGGCUGUCUUUCGAAGAGGCUGUGUUGAAGGGCCUCGCUCCAGAUGGCGGACUUUUCAUUCCUGAAUCCAUACCGCAGCUACCAGUGGGCUGGGAGACGAAAUGGAGGAAUUACAGCUUCCAGGAGUUGGCGCUUGAAAUCCUCUCUCUGUAUAUUUCACCGUCGGAAAUCCCUUUGGAGGACUUGAGGAAUAUCAUAAACCGCAGCUAUUCAACUUUCCGAUCGCCAGAUAUCACCCCCCUGGUCACUCUCGAUGACUCCAAACAAUUAUACCUUCUCGAGCUCUUUUGCGGCCCGACAUUUGCAUUUAAGGACGUCGCUUUGCAGUUCCUCGGAAAUCUCUUCGAGUAUUUUCUUGUGCGACGAAACGAGGGCAAGAUUGGAAAGGACCGACAUCAGCUUGUUGUCAUCGGCGCCACGAGCGGAGAUACUGGUUCAGCUGCGAUAUACGGUCUGAGAGGGAAGAGAGACGCCUCCAUAUUCAUUCUUCAUCCAAAGGGAAAGGUAACCCCGAUCCAGAAAGCUCAAAUGACAACAGUUCUUGACCCCAAUGUCCAUAACCUGAGCGUUGAAGGGUCAUUUGAUGAUUGCCAAGAUAUGGUCAAGGCAAUGUUCGCCGAUCCUGAAAUGAACAAGGUCCACAAACUGGCUGCUGUAAACUCGAUAAAUUGGGCGCGCAUAGUUGCUCAGAUGACCUACUAUGUUCACUCUUACUUCUCCCUCAUCCGAUCUCCAACAUACGUUCAAGGCAAGGGUGUACGAUUUGUCGUACCGUCGGGUAACUUUGGUGAUAUUCUUGCCGGCUGGUUCACAAAACAGAUGGGCCUUCCCGUAGAGAAGUUAGUCAUCGCAACAAAUGAGAACGACAUCCUCUACCGAUUCUGGAGAACCGGUCAAUACACCAAGAAACCCGUUGAAAACGGCGCCGCCAACGCGCAAGCAAGUAGCGUCAAAGAAACGCUUAGCCCUGCCAUGGACAUCUUAGUGUCAAGCAACUUCGAACGGCUGCUUUGGUUUCUUGCCUUCAAAAUCUACGGUGGAGACCAAGAUAUCCAGAAGCAGCGGCAACAAGCUGGCGAUGUCGUCCGAGGAUGGCUUGAUGAUCUGAAGUCCAAAGGUGGCUUCAGUGUUGAGCCAGCAAUCCUUGAUGCGGCCAAACAUGAUCUAGAAUCAGAGCGAGUCUCUGAUUUACAAAUCAUAGAAACAAUCCGUGAUGUAUAUUGCUCUUGCUUCCCUCCACCCCCAGCUAGCAGCGGAACUAGAGGAAAAACAGGCGGAUACAUUCUUGAUCCACACUCUGCUGUUGGAGUUGCCGCUUCGCUCCGGUCUAUAUCUCGCAACCCUGGAACCCAUCACAUUUCCCUUUCAACGGCGCAUCCUGCGAAGUUCGCUCAUGCGGUUGACUUGGCGCUGAAUGGCAAAGAAGGCUAUGGUUUUGAGAAUGUCCUUCCUCCCGAGUUUGUGGGAUUGGAGAAGAAGGAGCGCCGUGUGAUUGAGGUUCCCGCAGGAGAAGGGUGGAAGGCUGUGAAGAAAAUUGUGGAUGAGAAAGUUGGACUGUAG